UUUCACUUUGCUUCUACAUUCAUGGACGUAAAGUCAACAUACCUGGCGGAUACAUCAAUAACAGUUUUACAUGUGAUCUACGUGUAGCUUAUUCAGAUGGUGUGGCCUUAAAGCAGACCUUAACAAACAGCGUUUGUCCUUUUGAUAACGGGGUCCUCCCCUUCAAUUGCUCUAUAAAAGAAAAGAAAAGAAGAGGGUAUAAGCAUGUUUUUUUAAAUACUCCAAAACAAAAUCAUUUAGCUAUCAUCUUUUGUAUAAGCACACCUAAAAAAGCAUUUUUUACCUGGUAGGUUUGAAUUGUCAAAAACACCGUCUGUGUUGAGAUGACUUGUUGAACAGAUCUGCGCUGAGCUGAGACCAUGCAGGCCGCCGGAGGGGGUGCACCACCUUUUUAGAACAAGAGGUGGAGUCAGAUCACAAGUCGUUAUCAGGAGACGCUCUCCUCCUCGCCGCAUCAUCUCUUAUCUGAGGCCCGUUUGGACCUGACACUCGUUCAGAGCUGCCUGAACAAGUGGAGGGAUCUGAGUCGGACUGGAAGCAUCAAACUGACCCUAGGAUGACCCUCGAACCCCCCCUGCUCACCCCCUUGCUUCUUCUCCUUCUUCUUCUUCUUACCCUCCUCUGGGUUUUCUUCCCCAUCCCAGUGUCAAAGAGGCUUCCUGUGUGGCGGGUGUUAGGGGGUCUGCAGGAGUCUCUUCCCAAUGAGCGGAUGCUGGUGAAGCUGCUACUGUCAGGGAACACGAAAGAGGCACUGGGUGCAGCGCUGGAACCUGCUCACUGACAACCAGAAGCACCUGGAUAUCCUGUCGAACAGCUGCAUACACACAGGAGAGAAGGCUUCCCUGGAGAAGGAGACGGCGUGUGAGACGGUGCUUUCUGCUGAUGAUCCUGAUCUGAUGCACAAACUGGACCAGGCUGCAGAGGAAGGUCUGAGAGUCCUGGUAACUCACGUUGAGCGAUUGACUCCCACACCUCGGUUCCUGGAGAGAUUAUCCCGUCCUGCUGGAUGUUUCCUCCCAGGAUUAGAGCACCUUGUUCAGCCCCCUCACCCUGAGUUCUGCCUCCUGCUCAGCACCGACCUGCCUGCACACCUGCUGCACACAGAGAUCCAUCCCUCCGUCCUCUCCCUGGUCGCUGUGCUCGACCUCUCUCUGAGUUCAGCUGAGAUCCAGCAGCUGAUGCUGACUCAGCUCCUGCAGAAUGAGAGGAAGACACUGCUGAGUCGGCACUCACAGCUGCAGAGGGACAAACAGCUGCUGGAGCACAAACUGAUCUCAGAGCAGGAGUUUCUGCUGGACUCCAUCCUUCAGAGUGACUCCCCCCUGCUGCAGGAGGAGGUGUGUGUGUCUCAGCAGGUGUGUGUGUAUCAGGAGGUGUGUGUGAGUCAGGAUUCAAUGCAGCAGCUUCAGUUUGACCUCCAGCUGCUCAGCGAGGAGCUUCAGCACCACGACGUCCUGCUGAAAGCCCCCAGAAACCUGGUGAAACUGGCUUCUACUUUCUACCAGGCUCUACAGGAGGUGUCCCGCCUCUCCUCUGAUUACUGCUUCCCCCUGCAGGGCUUCAUCUCCGCACUACAGGAGGCUUUUAUUGUGGAGGGGUGUGAGGUGGAGCUCAGUAACCGGCUGGUGGAGAAGCUGCUGCAUCACUACAGACCGAGUCUCUACAGCGCACAUCUUCCUGCUCUGGAGCUCCUCUUCUCCCUCGCUCUGCUCCAACACCACUCUCAGCUCUGCUCUGAUGCGGAGAAGGCAGUGUUCCUCCGGGGCCUCCAGGACGUUCCACUCCCCGUCACCAAAAUAAAAGCGGGCUCCCUCCCUCCCAUUUCCUCCCUCCUGCCGGGCUGGAUCCCGCCUCCCAUCCUCCCCCAGCUGCUCCUCCUGGAGAGGAUCCUCCCCUUCAGAGGGCUGAUCUCGUCCCUCUGCUCUUCCCCCGCUCAGUGGGACGAGUACCUGCACAGCAGUGAUCACCCCCCGUCUGUAUCGGGUCCCGUUCCCUGCCGCUCUCACUCCCACCUGUCACUGAUACAGAGGGGGAUCCUCCUGAAGACCCUCCUCCCUCACAGUCUGCAGGGAUUGAACCAGGACAUGGCCGUGUACCACCGCCCCCUGCUGGGAGGGAGGGAGACCCCAUACAUCGGGAACCCCAAAGCCCUCUAUCAGUUCCUGAGAAAACAUGAGGGGCCUGUCAUCCUCACAUCACCCAAUCAGAGAGGAGAGGAGAGGACAAGCAUUCACCCUCUGAAAUUAAUUCACAGUCUGGCCCACUGUGGAGAAGACACUCAGGUUCAGGUGAGAGUCGUUUCCUUUGGAGCUGACAGAGAGGUGAUUCUCUCACAUCUGAGCACAGCUGCUACUGACGGACACUGGUUGGUGUUUAUUAACUGUCAGCUGCUGGAGACAUGGGACACUAAAGUCACCGCUCACAUCCACCAGCUGAUCUCCUCGUUAAGGGAGGAGCGACGCCUGAUUCACCCGAGCUUCAGACUGUGGUUUCUAACUCAGGAAAAUACAUCUACCUCCAUACCAGCGUCCGUGCGAGUGUGCGCUCUUCCUCUGGUGGUUUCCUCCUGCCUGGAUCUGAAGGAGCAGCUGAUCCUCUCCUUCCAGCAGCUUCACUCCUUCACACAGCGUCCAUCUUUAUCUGGAGUCUCUUCAGAGGACAUGGAGCUGUUAAUGAACACUGCCGUCUUCCACUCUGUGAUCCUGCAGAGACACAAACACAGAGGAGGGAGACACAGCUGGUGA
Gymnodraco acuticeps is the source of this 2744-nucleotide messenger RNA. Its product is annotated as dynein heavy chain domain-containing protein 1. The record is from RefSeq and is a predicted model, not a curated record. Lineage: Eukaryota; Metazoa; Chordata; Actinopteri; Perciformes; Bathydraconidae. The transcript is spliced from 12 exons. Gene Ontology annotation, cellular component: dynein complex. Gene Ontology annotation, molecular function: dynein intermediate chain binding; dynein light intermediate chain binding; minus-end-directed microtubule motor activity. The coding region runs from base 897 to 2744 and encodes 615 amino acids. Gene Ontology annotation, biological process: microtubule-based movement.